Thunnus maccoyii (southern bluefin tuna) is the source of this 1825-nucleotide messenger RNA. Its product is annotated as kelch-like protein 10. The record is from RefSeq and is a predicted model, not a curated record. Gene Ontology annotation, molecular function: protein binding. The coding region runs from base 120 to 1772 and encodes 550 amino acids. The transcript is spliced from 5 exons. Lineage: Eukaryota; Metazoa; Chordata; Actinopteri; Scombriformes; Scombridae.
UUUCAAAUAAAAACAAUUCUGGGAGACCUGUCUGGUUACAGUUAAUCUUGAUUUUUACAGGAACAGAGCAUAAAAAAGAUUUUUCCAGCAACUCAAACCUCUCCAGUAACGUUUGGACAAUGAGCAGCGUCAGUAAUUCGGUCUUCAGCGAGGUCCUACAGGAGGGAAAGCUGUGUGACGUUGUGAUCAGCGUUGAUAACGUUGAGUUUAAAGCCCACAAGAUCAUCCUCUGCGGCUGCAGCUCGUACUUUAGAAAUCUCUUCUGCAGUAAACCGUCAACAGUCUACAGUUUCUCCUCUGUGUCACCUAAUAUAUGGAGCCUCAUUCUCGAAUACGCCUACACCGGCUCUCUUGUGGUGACAGAGGAGAACGUGCUGGAGCUUUUGGCGGUAGCAAACCGCUUCGCAAUCAAGGGCAUCUUGAAGGCUAGCUCCGACUUUCUGGAGCAGAAGCUUUGUGUCAAGAACUGCAUCAGCACAUGGAUGUCUGCGGACCUCCACAACUGUUCUGACCUCAGCCAAAAGGCGUACCUCUACAUCCUGCAUCACUUUGAGGAGGUUGCAGGAUUCUCUAUGGAGUUCCCGCAGCUCUCUGUGCAACAGCUGUUGGAUUUCAUCGAGAAGGACGAGCUCAACGUGAGAGAGGAGAGCGCUGUGUUUGAGGCCGUCCUCCGCUGGAUCGAUCAUGCUCCUGAGGAGCGCAGAGGUCACAUAGCUUUGCUGCUAAGCAAGGUCCGCCUGCUUGUAAUGUCCACUGAGUCCUUGAUCGACACUGUGAGCAAGAACAAUCUGGUCAGAAAUAAUCGGUCAUGUCUGGCCAUGGUAAUCCACGUCAUGGAGACCCUGCAGGAGUCCAAUAUGGAGAGACCGCUGACCUACAUGCGCCUGCCCUAUAAUAUGCUAUUAGCUAUUGGAGGUUGGGCGAAGGAUUUUCCAACCGAAAGCAUCGAGGUAUACAACGUCCGAGCUGACCGCUGGGUGAGACUGACCAACAACGGGGAGUCUCCUCGAGCUUUCCACGGUUGCGUUUACCUAAAUGGAUUUGUCUAUUGUAUCGGAGGCUUUGACAAUUUUGACUAUUUAAGAAGCGUACGAAAACUCAGCCUCAUCACCCGCACCUGGCAAGAGGUGGGGCCGAUGCACUCAAUCCGAUGCUACGUCAGCGUGGCCGUGCUGAAUGGCUGCAUCUACGCCAUGGGAGGUUACGACAGAUACGGGCAACUCAACACUGCAGAACGAUACGAGCCUGACACCAACCAGUGGACUCUGAUCGCACCAAUGCACGACCAGAGGAGCAACGCCAAUGCUGCAACACUACAUGGCAAGAUAUACAUCUGUGGUGGUUUCAACGGGGAGGAACCUCUGUCAUCUGCAGAGUGCUACGACCCUCACAGCAACCAGUGGACGCUGAUCACUCCCAUGGACACUGGACUGAACGGGGCGGCCGUCAUCGCCUACAAAGACCUGAUCUAUGUAGCUGGCGGCUUCAACGGCUCCAGGUGUGUGAACAGUGUCGCUGCCUAUGACCCACUAUCGCACAACUGGCGCGCAAUGGCUCCCAUGAAAAAUUCACGCAGCAACUUUGGCAUCGCAGUGUUGGAAGACCAGCUGUACGUAGUCGGAGGCUUCGAAAAUUACGGCCCCACCUGCACCGUGGAGUGCUACGACGGAAAGACCAACAGGUGGAAAUCUGUCCAGCACAUGAAUCUGCCGUGCAGCACCCCCAGCUGCUGCGUGGUGGAGCGAAGUCCAUACUUCUCGUACCUGGAAUAACAAUCAGCUAUCAAAUCAACUUCAUGAAGAAAUAAAUGUGCUAAUUAAUGAAA